Messenger RNA from Coregonus clupeaformis (lake whitefish), 2373 nucleotides. RefSeq names its product monocarboxylate transporter 4-like. The transcript has 7 exons. Bases 464 to 1921 code for a protein of 485 amino acids. Gene Ontology annotation, biological process: transmembrane transport; monocarboxylic acid transport. Gene Ontology annotation, cellular component: membrane. Lineage: Eukaryota; Metazoa; Chordata; Actinopteri; Salmoniformes; Salmonidae. The record is from RefSeq and is a predicted model, not a curated record. Gene Ontology annotation, molecular function: monocarboxylic acid transmembrane transporter activity.
GAACCUCGAGACUUCCUUAAUCGAGCACCAGCUAUUAAGCGACGCACACCACCCGCUUUGAGCUUAACUGACACUGCCGUUCUGUCCUGCCGAUGCAUAGAAAAAAGCUGCUAGAAUAUUGGCCUUGUUCAGCCAAGUUUACGAGAAACAUAGGAUAUUACAGUUCUUCAGGUCCUGUUGAUAGAAUAGUCUCGAACGGAGCUCGUCCAGUUUGUUCUCCAGUGAUUCUACAUUGGCCAAUAGAAGAGCGGGUAGAGGCAGAUUAUUUACUCGCCACCGUAGUUUCAUCAGGGUACCCGGAUGUCGGCCUCUAUAUCGCAGUCUCUUUCUCUUCUGAGUGUCUGGGAUUGGGGCCUGGUCCGGGGUGAGCAGUAUGUCCUGUGCCGCCGACUCAUUGAAGUAGAAAUCUUCAUCCAAAUCAAGUUCUGACCCAAGUUGAGGGAAUCUCCUAGCAGAGAGGAUCAUGGGAGGAGCCAUGGUAGACGAUGAGCCUAGUGAUGUGAAGGCGCCAGACGGAGGGUGGGGCUGGGCCGUGCUGGCCGGAGGGUUCGUCAUCACUGGGUUCUCCUACGCCUUCCCCAAGGCUGUCAGUGUGUUCUUCAAGGAGUUGAUCAGGGAGUUCGGAGUGGGAUACAGCGACUGUGCGUGGAUUUCUUCUAUACUGUUGGCCAUGCUCUACGGCACAGGUCCACUGUGCAGUGUGCUGGUGAACAAGUUUGGGUGUCGGCCAGUGAUGAUGGUGGGAGGGCUCUUUGCCUCCUUGGGAAUGAUCCUGGCCUCCUUGGCCACCAGUAUCAUCCACAUCUACAUCUGUACUGGAGUUAUAACAGGUCUGGGGCUGGCGCUGAACUUCCAGCCGUCUCUGAUCAUGCUGAAUCGUUACUUUAGUGAGAGGAGGCCUCUAGCUAACGGACUGUCUGCUGCCGGGAGCCCUGUGGCCCUCUGCUGCCUCUCUCCUCUGGGACAGGUGCUGCAGUACCACUAUGGCUGGAGAGGCGGCUUCCUCAUCUUGGGGGGCCUGCUGCUCAACUGCUGCGCCUGUGGGGCCCUGAUGAGGCCCCUGGUGGGCCCCAAGAAGCCCCAGGACAAGGAGUUGCAGGCUGUGGGCGAAGCAGAAAAAAAGCCCCAACUUAAGAAAAAGCUCCUGGACUUUAGCGUAUUUAAAGACCGAGGUUUCCUCAUCUAUGCCAUAGCUGCGUCCAUCAUGGUACUGGGUCUUUUUGUGCCACCCGUGUUUGUGGUGAGCUAUGCCAAGGAGAUGGGGAAUGAAGACACCAAGUCUGCCCUCCUCCUUACCAUCUUGGGGUUCGUUGAUAUCUUUGCCCGUCCCACAUGUGGGCUGAUUGCAGGGAUGAAGUGGGUCCGGCCCAGAUGUGUAUAUCUGUUCAGCUUCGCCAUACUCUUUAAUGGCAUCACCGACGUGAUCAGCUCACAGGCGACAGACUACCCUGGUCUGGUGGUGUUCUGUAUCUUCUUCGGGCUCUCUUACGGGAUGGUGGGGGCGCUGCAGUUCGAGGUUCUCAUGGCCAUUGUGGGCACCAAGAAGUUCUCCAGUGCUUUAGGACUGGUGUUGCUCAUGGAGGCUAUUGCUGUGCUGGUGGGACCGCCUGGAGCAGGUCGUCUGCUGGACGCCACCCAUAACUACAUGUAUGUGUUUCUGCUGGCUGGCUGUGAGGUCAUUCUGGCCUCCAUCGUCAUCUGCAUGGGCAACUUCCUGUGCAUCAAGAAGAAGCCAGAUGAGCCUGAGGCCAAUUUAGAGAAUGGAGCCCCCGCAGAGAUGGAGAAGCUCAACAGUCUGCUGGAGACGGAUGGAGGAGACCAUGAGAGAGCGCAGCCGGCGGGGGUGAGUGGCGGCUCCGUAGAGGCAAAAGAGGGAGCGGAGAAGAAUGGAGGGUUGGGGAACCCAGAGACAGCUCUGUGAGAGAGAGCAAACGAGAGGGGAUAUUUGUUAAUUGAUUACAAGAGAGAGACUGACAAUCUUUAUAAAACACUGCCAAUAGGGAUGGACAUAAAAGUACACACGCUGGCGGAGGGAGGGAUGAAGAGAGGGAUGGAUUGCGGUGUGCUGUACAUGUGUGUUGUAUGCUUUAAUAUACACAGCAAAUUGGCCAGUGUUACCUAGUGUUGAUUUUUCAGUGUAAUUAGUUUUGUGUUGAUUCAGGAUUAACGUUAAAUCUGUAAGUGUUAAAUUGACACUGAGUGGUGUAAUAUAACCCCAGUGUCUGUUAAUAACCAAUGUUGAACCAAAACCAGGCCCAUCAUAUUUCCCAGCAUGCUCAAUUGCAGGUUAAUUUUUCGAAAAAAAAUAUGUAAUUCUAUGUUUUUGCAUGUACGUUGAUUGAUUGAUUUAAUGUUGUGCUACUCAAAUAUAAA